GAGCCGAGCACCGGGAGCAGAGCGGCGUCGGGAGCCGGGCACCGAGCACCGGGAGCGGAGCGGCGUCGGACACUGGGAGCCGGGCGGCGGCGGGACGGGGGUGCGGGCGACCCCGGGACCCCCGGCGCCCUCGGCGAUGGCGUGCGCCAAGGCCAGGGCUCUGUACAGCUUCCAGAGCGAGAACCCCGAGGAGAUCAGCAUCAGCGAGAAUGAGGAGCUGCUGGUGUUCAGCCAGGACUCGCUGGACGGCUGGCUGGAGGGCCGCAACAGCCGCGGGCACCGGGGGCUUUUCCCCGCCUCCUACGUGCAGAUCCUGCCGGCCAGCGGGGCGCCCGGCCCCGGGCUCCCGUCCCCCGCCGCCAGCUACGAGGACGAGGACGAGGAUGAUUGGGACGACUGGGACGAUGCGUCGACGGUGGCGGACGAGCCGGGGGUGAGCGCAGCCCCGAACGGCCACGGGCACCCAGCGCUGCCCUACCCCGGGGUGAACCUGCGGCCGAAGCCGUGGCUGGAGCGGCAGGACAGCGCGGCGGGUCGGCGCGGCGCCGUGGGCAGGAACUUUAACCGCUUCUCCAGCUUCGUGCGCUCGGGCGGUGAGGCGUUUAUCCUGGGCGAGGUGCCGUCGGUGCUGCGGCCGGCCGAGACCUACUCAGUGGUGAUGAGCGCGGACGGGCCGCAGUGGAGCGAGAACCCGCGGCCCUUCACCUGCACCAUCGAGGAGCCCACCAAGCAGACCAAGUUCAAGGGCAUCAAGAGCUACAUCUCCUACAAGCUGACCCCCAGCCUCACCAACUACCCGGUGUACCGGCGCUACAAGCACUUCGACUGGCUGCACAACCGGCUGCUCCACAAGUUCUCCGUCAUUUCGGUGCCGCACCUGCCCGAGAAACAGGCCACCGGCCGCUUUGAGGACGACUUCAUAGAGAAGCGCAGGAGGCGCCUGAUCCUGUGGAUGGACCAUAUGACCAGCCACCCGGUGUUGUCUCAGUACGAGGGCUUCCAACACUUCCUCACCUGCACGGACGACCGCGCCUGGAAACAGGGCAAGAGGCGCACCGAGAGAGACGAGCUGGUGGGCGCCAACUCCUUCCUCACCAUCCAGAUCCCGCAGGAGCACCAGGACCUGCAGGACGUGGAGGAGAGGGUGGACGCCUUCAAAGCCUUCUCCAAGAGGCUGGACGACAGUGUGUUGCAGCUCAGCAGCGUAGCCUCAGACCUGUGCCGCAAACACGCCGGCGGCUUCAGGAAGGAGUUCCAGAAAUUGGGCAACGCCUUCACUUCCAUCAGCCAGGCGUUCGAGAUGGACCAGCCGCACCUGGCCGUCUCCCUCAACAGAGCCAUCUCCAUCACCGGCAAGACCUACGAAGCCAUUGGCGAGCUGUUUGCUCAGCAGCCCAAGAAUGACCUCUUCCACAUGUUGGACACGCUGUCUCUGUACCAGGGCCUCCUGUCCAAUUUCCCAGACAUCAUUCAUGUCCAGAAAGGUGCCUUUGCCAAGGUGAAAGACAGCCAGAGGAUGAGUGAUGAAGGCAAGAUGGACCAGGAGCAGGUGGAUGGGAUCAAGAGGCGGUGUCGAGUGGUGGGAUUUGCUCUCCAGGCUGAGAUGAACCAUUUCCACAAGCGCAGGAUCGUUGAUUUCAAGCGCAUGAUGCAGUCCUACCUGCAGCAACAAAUCCUCUUCUACCAGAGGAUCAGCCAGCACCUGGAGCAGACGCUGCACUUGUAUGACACACUGUAAUCAAGGACCUCCUCCUCCACCCCCAACCUGCCACUGGCUUGGGAAGGAAAGGCUGCUGAGAUGUUUCCCAGUCCCCACGAUCCUUUCUUCAAUCCCCUCCUCCUUUCCCACAGUACCUUUGACACCCGACAAUCCCCUCUGAACUUUCCUCAUCACCUCGAUCCCAAUUCCCCUGACCAUUCCCCAAAUCCCAGACCCUUCCUACAAUCUCCCUGACCAUUCCUCAAAUCCUGGGCCAUUUCUACAAUCCCACCAUUCCCCAAAUCCUGAACUAUUCCUACAAUUCCCCUGACCAUUCCCCAAAUCCCAGACCAUUCCUCAAAUGCCGGACCAUUCCUACAAUCCCCCUGACCAUUCUCCAAAUCCCAGACCAUUCCUCAAAUGCCAGACCAUUCCUACAAUCCCCCUGACCAUUCCCCAAAUCCUGAACCAUUCCUACAAUCCCCCUGAUCAUUCCCUAAAUCCCGGACCAUUCCUCAAAUCCUGGACCAUUCCUACAAUCCCCCUGACCAUUCCUACAAUCCUCCUGAGCUGCCGGUGCCGGGUUCCAUGAGCCUUUGUGGGGAUGGAGGCUCCUGGGUUGACACAUGAGCUGUGUUCCAGUGAAGGUGAAGAACUCUCCCCUCCCACGGCCUCACUCCAUGGACACGUGGAGUUGUUUACACUUUGUACUUUAAGAACCAGCGGAGGGAGCUUUGUUCGCCCAAUCCUGUGUUAGUCCCUGAAUGCUAUGGAUCACGUUACCAGCCAAGCCAGGUGGCACUGUGCUCCAAACCACUGCAGGAGGCUUCUACAUACUGCUUAUAGCCACGUUUAUCUCUAUGACACUUACAGCAGAUUUUAUUUUUUGAAACAAUGGGGGUGUAACAUUUUUUCAGUAGAGGUCACUUCUUCCAGCUCUAAGGUUUACAUUAAUUUUCUGACAGAGACAACAUUUCUUCCUCCAGCUACCACCACCAGAGCUUGCUCUGGGCCGCUGACUCUGCAGUAAUGGCAUGUUUUUGUAUAGUGUUUUAACUAUUGGGACAGUUAACCUUUUUCUAUACAGGGCAUAACAGGGAGAUCUGUAAUGAUAGAGGAGCUUUUAGUUUUUCAGGUUGUGUGGAAAGUGUUGGUGUUAACUGUCAUUGGGGAGUAAUCAUUGCUUUGCGGGGUUGGCAGAUGUACAUUCCACAACAUUGGGAAUGUUUGCUGGCAGAUAUUAUUGGGGCUCAGCUGUGUAAUUGGGAGCUGGAAACUGAAUUACGGCAAUUGAGAGACAUCAAGAAAGUGAGGUCGGUGUGUGAGGAGCACAGGCAAUGUGACGGAAUAGGUAAUGAGCUGUGACAGUGGAUAAAGAGGCUGACUGCAUUCCUUAAUCUGUGUGAAGGCCACUGUUGGCAUGGUGGCCUAGCCCUCAGGUGUGCUGUGGCCUAGCCUACUGGUGUGUAGCCCACAGGUGUGCAGCCCACAGGUGUGGUGUGCCCAAGCCCACAGGUGUGCAGUGGCCUAGCCCACAGGUGUGCAGCCCACAGGUGUGCAGCCCACAGAUGUGGUGUGGCCUAUCCCACAGGUGUGCAGCCCACAAGUGUGGUAUGGCCUAGCCCACAGGUGUGCAGCCCACAGGUGUGGUGUGGCCUAUCCCACAGGUGUGCAGCCCACAGGUGUGGUGUGGCCUAUCCCACAGGUGUGCGGCCCACAGGUGUGGUGUGGCCUAUCCCACAGGUGUGCGGCCCACAGGUGUGGUGUGGCCUAUCCCACAGGUGUGCGGCCCACAGGUGUGGUGUGGCCUAUCCCACAGGUGUGCGGCCCACAGGUGUGUGUCAACUACCUGGGUCCACAAGUGCCCCACUGUUUAAAGAGUGCACUGCACUUUAGAUUCUCUUCUUUAAAGCUGUUCCACUACAGUGCUGUAGAUCUUUCUUCAACUGUACACUCACGGUCUGGAUUAUAAAUCAGUGCUUUAUCUGUGAUAUUUAAUGCUCUGGAUAUAAAGAUUACAUACUGGUCACCAUAAGUGAUGAAUAAUCCAUGGAGUGUGGUGCAGAGGAGCUGUGAGGGGCAGCUGUUGUGAGUACCACCCUUCAAAGUGCAGUCAGGAUGGAGUCUGAUGCUGCCCACCCUCACACACAUCAGAUGGGUUCUCACCUGUCGUGGCCGCUGCUCUCAGUGUUCAGCAUGUUGAGCCACAGUGUACAUCAGAGUCCACACCCGGCUAGGUCUCAGUGACCUGGCAACGGGUCUAUGGGACGUUGGUUAGGGAGAGUGUGGGAGGCAGACGUGACUGCAACGCCUCCCUGUCAGGGAACUGUGGGCUACUGGUUCCCCAGAUCAUGUCCCCCCACCCCACUCACAGGAGGCUUAGUGAGGAUUACUGGAGGAGAAGCCCCCACUUCGGGACGGCUGUACUGAGGGCCCUGGACCAUACCUGCUGCCGACCCACUGCUCCUGGGACAGCCGAGGGGAGCUGUUCCCUGUAAGCCACACCAUCCACAGCCCAGGACCACCCAUGUGUCCGGGAGCUGGGGGUUUCUGUUCAUCACUGGUACUUCCAGGUGCAGGUUGGCACCAUCAGGUGCCAGGAGUCUAUAAACCAGCAGGAGAGGAAGGAGCGCUGAUGCUCACUCUGAAGCCCUGGUGGGAGGGAGAAGUGGGUAGUUCACGGCCAGUGUUGGUGUCCACAAUGGGCAGCUGUUGGCUCAGCCGCACCAGCGGGUGAACACAUUGAAGUGGGUGGUUGAUCCCCAUUGGUGGGCAUCCUUCCAGUGCCCUCGCAUGUCAGCAGUUUCUGCACUGCUCCCGGUAACAUCACUUAAUACCAGGAAAUAGUGAAAUAAAAUGAAAACAGAAACAGGA
Pristis pectinata (smalltooth sawfish) is the source of this 4573-nucleotide messenger RNA. It is a transcript of the gene snx33, whose product is annotated as sorting nexin 33. Gene Ontology annotation, molecular function: phosphatidylinositol binding; protein binding. Bases 137 to 1738 code for a protein of 533 amino acids. The record is from RefSeq and is a predicted model, not a curated record. Lineage: Eukaryota; Metazoa; Chordata; Chondrichthyes; Rhinopristiformes; Pristidae. Gene Ontology annotation, biological process: protein transport; plasma membrane tubulation; mitotic cell cycle. The transcript has 2 exons. Gene Ontology annotation, cellular component: plasma membrane; cytoplasmic vesicle.